GGGAUUUUGUAACAACAAACGCACCACUCCCCCAAUGACCUCGCCCUCCCUGUUAUGAAACACCUAAAUUUUGACCAUUUUGUAAUUUCUAUCCAGGAAAAACGAUAAAUACAUAGCUAGUACAUUGACACACCAGUGAUUUCGAAGAAGCUUUGAACAUCAAGUAUUGAAUGAGAAGGACUUUAGGACUGGUCAGAAACCUCCCACAAUGCUGAAAACAAUUGGGCAAGCUAUUUUUUCGACUACUUUGCAGAAUCCAAAGUUUACACCUAACGAGGAGAAUAAGGCUCCUGACUAUGAGGUCCGUACCUAUCAGACAACCAACUGGAUAAGCACUACUCUGACUGGUAUGGAGCAGCAGGCUGCGAUAAGCACUGGGUUCCGACGCCUGUUCAGCUACAUCCAGGGCAACAACCACAACAAGGAGAACGUGGAGAUGACAGCUCCAGUGACGUGUCUGGUGGACCCUGGGGCUGGCCCGGCCUGUGAGACCACCUUCACAGUGUCCUUCUAUAUCCCAGAGGAGCACCAGGCCGCCCCACCCCUGCCCAGCGACCCAGAAGUCUUCCUGGAGAACAGAAAGGAGUUCACUGUGUUUGUCAGGACGUAUGGGGGUUUCACCAACAUGCAGAAGAGUCGUGAGGAGCUUCUGAAUCUGCUAGAGAGCCUCCAGAGGGACGGGGCACGCUACAAGGACAUGCCCUACUACGUCUGUGGCUAUGACAGCCCCUUCAAACUAGUCAACCGCAGAAAUGAGGUCUGGAUCCUCCAGAAGACAGAGCCAUAGUAACGGUUCAAAGGGGGUCCCUACCUUUCUCCUCGAAGUAUGCACUUGAACACUCUUUUAUUUAGAAGUAUUGGAUUGGUGUAGGCAUGGACGACCAGAUACACUUUAUAUCAGUGGAGGCUGCUGAGAGGAGGAUGGCUCAUAAUAAUGGGUUGAUCAGAGCAAAUGGAAUGGCAUCAAACACAUGGAAACCAUGAUGUGUUUGACGUAUUUGCAACUAUUCCGCUCCAGCCACUACCAUGAGCCCAUCCUCCCCAAUUAAGGUGCCAGCAACCUCCUGUGCUAUAUAUACAAAAGUAUGUGGACACCCCUUCAAAUUAGUGGAUUCAGCUAU
Messenger RNA from Oncorhynchus tshawytscha (Chinook salmon), 1121 nucleotides. RefSeq names its product heme binding protein 2 (gene hebp2). The transcript has 5 exons. The record is from RefSeq and is a predicted model, not a curated record. Lineage: Eukaryota; Metazoa; Chordata; Actinopteri; Salmoniformes; Salmonidae. Gene Ontology annotation, cellular component: cytoplasm. Bases 209 to 787 code for a protein of 192 amino acids.